AUGAAGCUCCCAGCCAUCUUCCUCCUCGCAACCAGCGCCAUGACCUCAAGGCUCCAACUGCCCAAAAACAACAACAACGCCGCCAUACUCAUAAACCGCGACUUGGACCCCGCGACCAUGGACCCCGCACAAUUCUCCGUCCUCCGAGUCCUCAAGAACGCCAUGCCCAGCGGCCCUAACCCGCCCUUCCCAACCGGCACCUCGGAUCCCGCAUGGUACCAAAGCCUACCUCAAGACGUCAAGCAAUUGCUGCCUAAAUUCUACCCAGUGGUCCAGGCUGCUGCGGUAUCGCAGGGCGAGAUCAGCAGCAGUGGUGGUAGCAGCAGCAGUAGUACGACGAUUACCAGUGAACAGAGCGGGACAUCUACCGCUGUAGAUGCUACAACAUCAUCCGCUUCUCAAAGCUCAUCAGCUACUACACCACCGUCUCUCUCUCCUUCACUUACCAGCACUACUGCCGCCAGAAAUAGCAGCAGCAGCAGUACCGUACGCACAACGUCCCGCACUUCAGCAACGUCAUCUGCUGCUACUGCAAGGCCAUCGGUGCCCUCAUCCAAUGGUUCAAGGACCUUGGUGCAAACGCCGGUGCUGGCGGUUUUCGUAGCGUGGAUUGCUGUUGCCACGGCGUUUAGUGUGCUUGGUUAG
Messenger RNA from Exserohilum turcica Et28A, 645 nucleotides. RefSeq lists its product as uncharacterized. NCBI's taxonomy places the organism in Eukaryota, Fungi, Ascomycota, Dothideomycetes, Pleosporales, Pleosporaceae. The record is from RefSeq and is a predicted model, not a curated record. The coding region runs from base 1 to 645 and encodes 214 amino acids. The transcript has 2 exons.